AUGGCGUCGAAGUCGAUCAUCGACCUCGAGAAAUGCAUCGAUAAAGAAGUCCGCGUGAAAUUCCAGGGCGGCCGCGAAGUGCGCGGCGUCCUCAAGGGCUUCGACCAGCUCGUGAACAUCGUCCUCGACAACUGCGUCGAGUCCAUGCACGGCGCGUCCGCCCGCGCCCACCCCGACGACCCGUACCGCCUCACGGACAAGACGCGGAAGCUCGGCCUCGUCGUCUGCCGAGGGCUCCAGGUGAGCCUCGUGUCGCCCGUCGACGGCAUGGAGGAGAUCGCGAACCCGUUCAUCCAGCACUCCGAGAUCUAG
Molecule: messenger RNA, 312 nt
Organism: Aureococcus anophagefferens
Lineage: Eukaryota; Pelagophyceae; Pelagomonadales; Pelagomonadaceae
Exons: 4
Coding region: 1-312 (103 amino acids)
Biological process (GO): nuclear-transcribed mRNA catabolic process; mRNA splicing, via spliceosome
Cellular component (GO): Lsm1-7-Pat1 complex; catalytic step 2 spliceosome; U12-type spliceosomal complex
Molecular function (GO): RNA binding
Source: RefSeq, a predicted model, not a curated record